AUCACUAGUCGAAGCCGGCUUUGCAUUAUUUCUCCGGCAAGCCGUGCGAGAAACACGCGACCGAUGUACAAGCGGUUCACUUAUUUAUCGUGGCCCCAAGCAAACUGAUCGUGAAACAUGUUGUGAAUUUUUCACGGGGAAGAUCGUUCUCUAGCCUCUUCUCCCGCCCUCCAGUCUGCUAGAUCCCUUUAGAAAUUUCUACAAAAGGCGUAACACCAGCAACCUCGAUUCUCGUUUAAAAAAUUGAAAGACUAUUUCUCGUGGCUCGAGUGUAUUCUCGAAAUACGUUGGUACAACGGUGUACAAGAUGUUGUCUAUGUUGCUGGUGCUUUUACUCUUUCGUCAAUUCUCGCCCGCCAUUGGAUUCAACAUCCUCGGAAUUUGUCCUAGCGCGAGCUACAGUCACCAGCAACCCUUUCAAGCAUUGAUGAAAGCUUUGGCGGCUCGUGGACACAACGUUACCGUGAUAUCAACCAUUCCGUCAAAGCAAGCGAUCAAGAACUACGAAGACGUCGAUCUGUCGUUUUCCUAUCGGAAGAGAGACUGCACCGGACUAAGGCACAUGGGAGCGUUCACCCUUCUGCGGAAGAACAUGCGAGAGGCGAACGAGCUUUGCGAGGAGCAACUGUUCAGCCCAGCCAUCGAGCACCUAAUUUCGAGGAAUAAGAGCUUCGACGCGGUUGUUAUAGAACAGUUGUGGUACCAAUGCUACUACGCCCUCGUCAAGCAUUACGAUUCACCGGUUCUAAUUGGAUUCCUGAGCGUUGGAAACCUACCAUACGUUAUGGACUCCGUUGGAAAUCCAGACGACCCGCUGUUGAACCCCGACAUGGCAUAUCCAUUCACGAAUAAAAUGAGCCUGAACGAGCGUAUCUGGAACAUCGUCUAUACAACAUGGACCAGAAUGUACUAUAAAUACUGGCAUUUACCGAGGGCUCAGGAGAUCGUUAACAAGUGGAUGCCUGACGUUUCGAUCGAGGACAUCGACAGAAACUUCAGUCUAGUGAUAUUGGGAAACAAUCACGUAUUCGGAUAUCCGAAACCGCUGCUGCCAAAUGUAAUCGAGGUUCACAGUCUCCAGAUCACGGAGAAAAGGGAAACCUUGCCCAAGGACAUCGAAGAAUUCCUAGACAAGGCGGAGCACGGGGCGAUCUAUUUCUCCCUAGGCUCGAAUCUGCAAACUCAUCAGUUGCCAGUCGGCCCUUUGACCGCAUUGUGUAACGCGCUCAGCUCGCUCAGGCAAAGAGUUCUAUGGAAACACUCCGGAGACAUGGCCAUUCAUCCAGCCAACAUCAAAUUUGUGAAGUGGGCACCCCAGCAAGCGAUUCUCGCACAUCCGAAAUUGAUGGUCUACGUGAUGCAAGGUGGAUUGCAGUCGUUGCAAGAGGCAGUGUACUAUUCCGUGCCGGUAGUUGCCAUUCCCUUUUUCGGGGAUCAACUUUUCAACGCGCGUAAAAUUGUGGAUGCUGGUAUCGGGCUUACGUUGAACAUCGAUACCAUCACCGAAGAGUCCGUCGUCCGGACUCUGACUGAAGUCAUAGAGAAUAAAACAUACUACAACAAUAUCAAAGAGAUGUCGGAGAUUGUAAAAGAUGAAUUGAUAAAGCCAAUGGACCGAGCUAUAUGGAAUGUGGAGCACGUCAUCAAAUUUUCCAAAUCGAAACAUUUGCGUUACUACGGCCAUGAUAUAUCGUUGAUAGAUUACUAUGGAACGAUAGCGAUUCUCACGUUGCCCUUAUUUUUGAUAAUAUACUACGCUUGUUUCGUGCUUAGUAAUUUGAGAGACAAGAGAAAAUGUUCUUCGUUCAAUUAUAUGAAAGAUCGAAUUAAAUUCUUUGCAAGAUCAAAAGUGGAAUAAUUACGAUAUCUUUAACAAGGCAAGAUAAUUGUAAGCUUAAUUAUCGUAAUAAAUUUGAUUCAAUAAUGUUUGAUUAUGGUUAAAUUUUCAAAUAAACAUUCUUAAAAUACUUUGUAAUAGUUACACUUUAUUCACCGUUGUUAAAACAUUUAAAACAUCUAGUUUCAUGAUUCGUAACUUUUAGAGUACCAUCGAUUAUUAACCAGGGGAAUAGAAUUACCAUUGUAUGGAAACCUUAAACUGUAAUAUCGACUGUCAAUUAGACGACAGUUACGUUGAUCGAUUCUGUUCACAAGAUUGAUCGUUAAUUGUAUUUUUUAAAUACGAAAGAACCAUUGAAACCUUGUCGAAAGUUGGAUGCAAUACGCGAAGAAUGAGAGGGAGAGAAAGAAGAAAUACGUAAUCCUUCCUUCGCAGGAGUAAUUUAUUGCGAGCAAUAAAAAGUUCGUUCGUUUCUGAAAAGAUGUCGCUGUAUUGUUUUGACACAUAAUUGUUUCUUAAUUUUAUGAAUUUUUACAACCACAUCGGACAACUUUAUUUCCAUAGCAGUGGAAAUUAACUUAGAGUUAAACAAAAGAAAAGCAAGGAUAAAGGAUAAAAUGCGUCCCACACAAAAUUAACUAUUACAUAAAAUAUAGUACAUUGCACUAUGCUAUAUUAUAAUAAUCAAGGCUACCUAAUCACAAAUCUAACUCAAUUCAAGAACAAUCUACCUAGCAGUAAAAAUUUAACAUAAACGUAUACCAUGUACCGAACUGUAGAUCUAAUUGAACCUACCUAUCUAUAAGAAGAGAAUUCCACCUACAUAGAUAUGUCUUUACCUCUGAAGAUUUCGAACUACCUUUGAAAACUUUGAAUAUCUAACACAAUAUCCAUCUAUCUAAUAAUAUCUAUCCUGCAAAGAUUUCCGAAACAAUUAAAAUCGGCGUAGUUUAAAUCAGAUAUAAGAUCUGUUACGUAUACAUUAAACGAUAUUUCUAUAAGCCCUA
Molecule: messenger RNA, 2847 nt
Organism: Bombus pascuorum
Lineage: Eukaryota; Metazoa; Arthropoda; Insecta; Hymenoptera; Apidae
Product: UDP-glucosyltransferase 2-like
Exons: 8
Coding region: 308-1858 (516 amino acids)
Molecular function (GO): UDP-glycosyltransferase activity
Source: RefSeq, a predicted model, not a curated record